UCCAAAUCUAAACAAGUAGGGAAGUAGGUAAAUACAAAAUGGAUCUGUGCACUGCUGAUACAAUUUCUCUCAAAGAAGAACAGAAACUAUUUACUAUCGACGAAGCUGAUAUUAAAAAAGAAGUGAUAGAACCUCCCCCUCAAGAAGUCGUAGAAGUUGAACCAAAAGUGUCUGUGAAAGAAGAAUGCCUCACAAACAACAGUUACCUACCUCAAAUGAAAACAGAGCCAAAUCUUGUAUUAAACACCAAGGAGGAAAAUACUCCCAUGCUUCCCAAAUAUGACCCCUUAAAGUGUGGCAUUUGCUCCUCUUCUUUUGAGACUGAAACUCACUUAAGUGAUCACGUGCAGGAACCAGCACAAAAGCGUACAUUUGAGUGUUGUGGCUGCCGUAAAAGGUUCAGAGAUAUGACACAGUUAAAUGUACACUAUCGGAAGCAUACGGGUGAGAAGCCCUACAGUUGUGAUACGUGUGGGAAGCAGUUUUCGAUCAAUGGCAACCUGAGCAAACACAUGCGGACUCACACUGGUGAAAGGAGGUUUUCUUGUGAAGUGUGUGAACGAAAAUUCACUCAGUAUGCACAUUUGGAGGAUCACAUGAAGACACAUUCCUUGGACAGGCCCUUUCUCUGCGAACAGUGCGAUGGGAGCUUCAAGACCAAGUCCAGACUGCGCAAACAUAUUAAGUCCCAUGACCAAACUGUGAAACGUAAGAAUGUAGGUUGCCAAAUCUGUUUCAGAACAUUUUGGAGUGCGAAGCAACUGAUGGUCCACAUGAGUAGGAGGCAUACAAAGACCGACUUACCAUUUCAGUGCAUUGUCUGCGAUAAAAAAUUCAAGGAGUACCAAAACUACCAAUCCCACAUGCGUGUCCAUAGAAAACAUCCAAUUAUGCGCACUUACAAGUGCCACAUGUGCGAGAAGUGCUUCGCGUCUUCCAGCCAUUUAAGCAGGCAUAUUAACUCCCAUGCAGGUAUUAAGCCCUACAUCUGCCAGUUGUGCAUGCGCGCCUUUCCGUGCUCCCAGAACCUGAAACGACACAUGAUGACCCAUACUGGUGAAAAACCGUUCACGUGUGAGACUUGCCAGAAAUCCUUCCUAACUUUGGAGAAUCUAAAUAGGCACACCCGGGUGCACACGGGCGAAAAACCGUACGAGUGCCCGACGUGCGGGCGCCAUUUUGCACACAGCACCACCGUCAAGGAACACAUGAGGCUACACACGGGUGAAAAACCUUUCGGUUGCAGUGUAUGUAAUAAAAGGUUCGGUAUGAACAAGCUACUGUACAGGCACAUACGAAAACAACAUCCGGAAGAGGCGGGUCUUAUUAUUAAAAAGGAAAAUCAUCGUUCCUUUCAUUAUGUCGAUAUUAAAAGUGAGCCCAUCAAGACAGAAUGAACAUUUUUUUUUUAGAAAAUUGAUUGUUAUUGUUAUUUACUGGUCACGGAUUUAAGUUAACAUUGCCUCUAUGCUAAGGUACAUUUGUUAUUAAUUUUGCACAAAGGCACUUUUUUUAUGGACUGUGUUGAUUCUCAAAUGUUUUUUUUUUGUAUUGGUAUGCACCUUUAUAAUAUAUAUAUUA
This is a messenger RNA of Photinus pyralis (common eastern firefly), 1581 nucleotides long. Its product is annotated as gastrula zinc finger protein XlCGF26.1-like. Gene Ontology annotation, molecular function: DNA-binding transcription factor activity; RNA polymerase II cis-regulatory region sequence-specific DNA binding. The transcript has a single exon. NCBI's taxonomy places the organism in Eukaryota, Metazoa, Arthropoda, Insecta, Coleoptera, Lampyridae. The record is from RefSeq and is a predicted model, not a curated record. Gene Ontology annotation, biological process: regulation of transcription by RNA polymerase II. The coding region runs from base 39 to 1397 and encodes 452 amino acids.